AUGGCAAGACUAUCGCUCGAUGAUUUUGACCAACAUAUCAACAGCCUACGCGCCCAGUUGCUGUUUCUCAACGAGACUCUUGAGGCGACAGAUCACAAUGCCCCCGACUGGCUGGCGACGGAUCUUAUAUCGCUACGAAAUAAAUCGGGUAGACUGCAUGACGACAUGAAGAGGUUUAGAGACCAGCUUGAAAGCGAGGGAUUGGCAGAGAAGAAGGUCAAGACUUCAAACAAGCGACUCAGCCUUGAAGGCGCAAAGUACGCUUCACCGACCCCCAAUACCCAGACUCACGCAUCAAGUUCGCAUGCCAUAUCCCCUCUCCCCGGCCAAUCGCCCACGCCACGCGCCAAAACAGCGCAGGCGGAAGGAGCCCACCUAGUUCAGCACGUCGAUGUUACAGAAGAGGUCAAUAGGCGACUACAAGAGAGCCGUUUACGGCGCUUGAUGCAGACUCCUAGCACUGCACAGAAGCGAAAGUACGACGAAUACGAGGAUGCGCCCAACUCAGGCGGGCCGGCCGCAACAGACGAAGGCUUGAAGAACCAGCAAAGCGGAGGCGAAUACGAGAAAACGCCAACGAAACGGCUGAGGAGUAGUGGGUUGUUUGAGCAUACAGGAGACAGGAAAGACGACGGCCCUGUGAGGUAUGACACGGAACGAUUUGACGACAGAACCGACGUAAAAAGACGAAAGUUUCGAUGA
Bipolaris oryzae ATCC 44560 is the source of this 702-nucleotide messenger RNA. RefSeq lists its product as uncharacterized. Bases 1 to 702 code for a protein of 233 amino acids. The record is from RefSeq and is a predicted model, not a curated record. NCBI's taxonomy places the organism in Eukaryota, Fungi, Ascomycota, Dothideomycetes, Pleosporales, Pleosporaceae. The transcript has 3 exons.